AUGCUUUCAAGAAGUGAUUUUGAGGGUGGACUACCUGUUUACCGAAUACUACCUAGAUUGAGUGGUAUUGCACGAGUACGAUUCAGAUUCAGAAGAAGGUUUCUCGAUCGAUACAAUAGCGCUCAUGGUUUUUCACUUUCCUCUUCUGAUUUUUUUGGUUCUGCUUCCCUUUCUGAUCUGAUCUUGUUCACCUUGGUGGCAGGCGUCGUCGUAUCCCCCAAUCAGCAUUUACUCGUCAUCCUGUUCGCUCGACUCGCCGUUGAUUCGUACCUCCGAUAUUCUGGCUGCUUCAGAGACAUUAUGUAUGGGAUCUUGAGAUUGAGGCACAAUUGAGGAAAGUGUGAGAUU
Lactuca saligna is the source of this 348-nucleotide messenger RNA. NCBI's taxonomy places the organism in Eukaryota, Viridiplantae, Streptophyta, Magnoliopsida, Asterales, Asteraceae. The record is from the annotation of a GenBank genome assembly.